CUCUUCGGCUCCGGGAUGAUCGGCCAGAAGACGCUCUACUCCUUCUUCUCCCCGACCCCCGCCGGGAAGCGACGUGCCCGCAGCCCUGAGCCGGCCGACCCGGGGACCGGCGUGGCGGCGGCCGCCGAGGAGAGCGGCGAUGCAGCGGCCAGCCCCGCCAAGAAGGCCCGGGCCGGGCAGGAGGACCCCGGCACGCCGCCCUCCUCGCCGCUGAGCCCCGAGCAGUUGGUCCGCAUCCAGAGGAACAAGGCCGCAGCCCUGCUUAGGCUCGCGGCCCGCAAUGUGCCUGUGGGUUUUGGUGAGAGUUGGAAGAAGCCGCUCAGCGCAGAGUUCGGGAAGCCGUAUUUCAUAAAGCUAAUGGGCUUUGUUGCGGAAGAAAGAAAACAUUACACUGUGUAUCCACCCCCACACCAAGUCUUUACCUGGACCCAAAUGUGUGACAUAAGACAUGUGAAGGUUGUCAUCUUGGGACAGGAUCCAUAUCAUGGACCCAACCAAGCCCAUGGGCUCUGCUUUAGUGUUCAAAGACCUGUUCCACCUCCACCCAGUUUGGAAAACAUUUAUAAAGAGCUGUCUACAGACAUUGAUGGUUUCGUUCAUCCUGGUCACGGAGAUUUAUCUGGGUGGGCCAAGCAAGGUGUUCUCUUACUCAACGCUGUCCUCACCGUCCGGGCACAUCAGGCUAAUUCUCAUAAGGAGAGAGGAUGGGAACAAUUUACUGAUGCGGUAGUGUCCUGGCUAAAUCAGAACUCCAGUGGCCUUGUCUUCUUGCUCUGGGGCUCUUAUGCUCAGAAGAAAGGCAGUGCCAUCGAUAGGAAACGUCACCAUGUGCUGCAGACUGCGCACCCCUCCCCGUUGUCGGUCUACAGAGGGUUCUUUGGGUGUAGACAUUUCUCUAAAACCAAUGAGCUGCUGCAGAAGUCUGGCAAGGAGCCCAUCAACUGGAAGGAUCUGUGACCCUGAACUGGGGGGCGAGGUGCUGUCUCUGGGGCAGUUUCUAGAAGCUGCUAUCGAAAUAUUUGCCAGGAGUGGCAGCUUUAUCCAGACAGAAGCUGCAAAGGCUCUACCCUGGGACCAUAUGGCUGUCUUUGCAAAAUGGCUUCAGCCUAAAACCUGAUGUCACAGUAUCUGGGAGAGAGCGGAGGUCAAAUACUUGAGGCUUGUUCUGUCACCUGUAUGGUAAAAGGGGACAGGAUGGAAGCACCUCUUUGAUACAGUCAACUGUGACUUGUUUUUACCUGGCAGGUUAGACUUUAGAUUGUAAGGUGGUUGGGUGUGUUUAUCUAGGAAGGCCUCCCCUCCCCUGCUUUGCCCCACCUGGGAUCCCAGUUCUUGGCCAAGAACACUGUUCCCUCAAUUCUUCCCUGGGCCCUCAGGCCCUUCCUUAGAGGGAGCAGGAGGCCGUUGCCAGUACUCAGAACUUUAGGGAUGACAAUUCCUGAGGACUAAUCCUCCGUGGGAGCCUUCACAGACCAUGCGAGCCUUCACAGAGCCCUCACAGACCGGCAGAAGGGAGUGAGCUGGGGCUUGUUUUUAUAGUUCUCUGCAUGUCUUUAGGAACAGCUGUGGGAGUUGAACUGGAAGAAAGAGAAGGGGGAAUUUUUAAACUUUAUUUUUUUAAGCAAAGAAAUGCUUUUCUCCUAGAUGUGUCCUAAGUUGGGGUUUUUAAGGCCGCACAGACUGCCAGAUGCUGGGUUUUUGUUUUUGUUUUUUGGUUUUUUUUGUUGUUGGUUUUUUUUAUGGACUGAAAUCACGGAGGGAUUUUUUUUCCCCCUGCAACACUGGUGAAUUUUGCUGUUUUAAGAAUACUUAUGCAGAUGUAUAUAUGUAUUUUGUAAUCCUUUGUUGGGGAGACAAUCUUUGUUAGGUCUGCACUUCCAUCCUAGAUCCUCUUAGAGAUGCUACUGAUCUGUUAGCCAGGGAAAGGGUUAACCCCCAGUGAGUUUGGGAAUAAAAGAUUGUUGAAGUUUCACUCCCUG
This is a messenger RNA of Canis lupus familiaris (dog), 1979 nucleotides long. RefSeq names its product uracil DNA glycosylase (gene UNG). Bases 16 to 957 code for a protein of 313 amino acids. Gene Ontology annotation, biological process: base-excision repair; base-excision repair, AP site formation via deaminated base removal. Gene Ontology annotation, molecular function: uracil DNA N-glycosylase activity. The record is from RefSeq and is a predicted model, not a curated record. The transcript is spliced from 7 exons. Gene Ontology annotation, cellular component: nucleus; mitochondrion. NCBI's taxonomy places the organism in Eukaryota, Metazoa, Chordata, Mammalia, Carnivora, Canidae.